Messenger RNA from Cydia amplana, 464 nucleotides. RefSeq lists its product as uncharacterized. The transcript is spliced from 4 exons. The record is from RefSeq and is a predicted model, not a curated record. The coding region runs from base 1 to 450 and encodes 149 amino acids. Lineage: Eukaryota; Metazoa; Arthropoda; Insecta; Lepidoptera; Tortricidae.
AUGAGUAGCCGAAAAUCGAGAUCGAGUGGAGACUCACUAGGAUUGCAGUCAUCUGGAGAGAGCUCUGUAGAAGAAAAUCAACGCAAACCACUGGAAGGAAGAGGAUGGAGAAAGUGGCACCGCAAAUGCACUCCGUGCCCCGAAGACAUGACCAAGAAGUGGCGUGAUCCAACCAUCAAGUGGAUCUGCGGCGGGUACCAGCGCGCGCGCCGCUCCUUCAAGAGCGAGUGCAUGAUGUAUUAUAGGAACUGCCAGGAUGGCACUAUGUUCGUUAAAAUCCACGACCACCGUUGCGACGAAACUGCGGCCGGCUACGCAGGCGGACGCCACUUCUUCUACGACUACCAGGUGAAGCUUCCAGACGACAGCAGUGGAAAGAGCUCCCAGACCGAAAGUUCGAGCGACGACUCGUCCGACACCGACAAUAAAUCCGACAGCGGGGACGGUUGAUUAUAUAUUCUAAU